CGGCGGAAGCGCGGUUCCAGUUCCGGGUGAGCGGCUGCGAGGAGCCGUUCUUAGCGGCCGCCGCUCGACUCUGUCCUGGCCUCGGCCUCGGCCCCGGCCCGCUGCCGCCGCCACCAUGUCGGUCCCCAGCGCCCUCAUGAAGCAGCCGCCGAUCCAGUCCACGGCGGGCGCCGUGCCCGUCCGCAACGAGAAGGGUGAGCUCUCCAUGGAGAAGGUGAAGGUGAAGCGGUACGUGUCGGGGAAGCGACCCGACUACGCGCCCAUGGAGUCCUCGGAGGAGGAGGACGAGGAGUUCCAGUUCAUCAAGAAGGCGAAGGAGCAGGAGGUGGAGCCCGAGGAGCAGGAGGAGGAGCUUGCCAACGAUCCCCGGCUCCGGCGCCUCCAGAACCGCAUCGCCGAAGAUGUAGAGGAGCGGCUGGCGAGACACCGUAAAAUCGUGGAGCCCGAAGUGGUUGGAGAAAGCGAUUCAGAGGUGGAGGGGGAAGCUUGGCGCUUGGAGCGGGAGGACACCAGUGAAGAGGAAGAGGAAGAGAUUGAUGAUGAGGAGAUCGAGCGUCGGCGUGGGAUGAUGCGUCAGCGAGCGCAGGAGAGGAAAACCGAGGAGAUGGAAGUGAUGGAGUUGGAAGAUGAGGGUCGAUCCGGAGAAGAGUCUGAGUCAGAGUCUGAGUACGAGGAGUACACGGACAGCGAGGAUGAAAUGGAGCCACGUCUCAAACCUGUCUUCAUCCGCAAGAAGGACCGGAUCACAGUUCAGGAGCGAGAAGCAGAAGCCUUGAAGCAGAAGGAGCUGGAGCAGGAAGCAAAGAGGCUGGCAGAGGAGAGGCGCAAGUACACGCUCAAGAUCGUAGAAGAGGAAGCGAAGAAGGAGCUGGAGGAGAACAAGCGUUCACUGGCGGCACUGGAUGCACUUGAUACAGAUGAUGAGAACGACGAGGAGGAGUAUGAGGCCUGGAAAGUACGCGAGCUGAAGCGUAUCAAACGGGACCGUGAGGAACGGGAAGCCAUGGAGAAGGAGAAGGCAGAGAUCGAGCGCAUGCGGAAUCUGACAGAGGAGGAGCGCCGCGCCGAGCUUCGGGCCAACGGCAAGGUCAUCACCAACAAGGCGGUGAAGGGCAAAUACAAGUUCCUGCAGAAGUACUACCACCGCGGCGCCUUCUUCAUGGAUGAGGAUGAGGAGGUCUACAAGAGGGACUUCAGUGCCCCGACCCUCGAGGACCACUUCAACAAGACCAUCCUGCCCAAAGUCAUGCAGGUCAAGAACUUUGGGCGUUCAGGGCGGACAAAGUACACGCACUUGGUGGACCAGGAUACCACCUCCUUUGACUCUGCCUGGGGCCAGGAGAGCGCGCAGAACACGAAGUUCUUCAAGCAGAAAGCAGCAGGCGUACGGGAUGUCUUUGAGAGACCCUCGGCCAAGAAGCGAAAAACCACUUAAGGGAGCGGGCAGGAAGGCAUGGUGCGGCUGAUGGCCGGGCAGGAGGGCACUUCUCUGCCAGCUGCCGGAGCCUGGGCAGGGACAGGAGGGACUCAGCACUGUGCCAGGACUCGUGUGGUAACAAGCCCUUCCUCUGCCCGUGCCACGCCUGCCCUGUCAACACGUGGUGCCCUGCUCCUGGCGCUGCCGAGACCCAGCGGGCUCCCUGCCCGGGCACCAUGGAGGACAGUGGCCUGUCCGUGCUGGCCAGGCCCGCGGCCGUCCUGAGGCUUCGGCAGUGCCCGACAGGGCUGUUUGGGAGCAUGUCAACGCCCCUGGCUCCAGUGCACCCCCUUUGGGAGGAAUUAAGAGACUUUUAUACCCGUCUGGGCCACAGCAUCUCCCUAUCGCUUGUACCUUCCCCCUUGUCAGUUUGGGCCCUUUUUCAGUGCGGAACAGCGGUGACCCCGUUUCUGCAGGGCUUGGCUUUUCUACCUGGGGGGGGGGGUGUGAUUUGAUUAAAGCCGUU
Messenger RNA from Harpia harpyja (harpy eagle), 1943 nucleotides. It is a transcript of the gene MFAP1, whose product is annotated as microfibril associated protein 1. The coding region runs from base 116 to 1435 and encodes 439 amino acids. Gene Ontology annotation, molecular function: RNA binding. Gene Ontology annotation, biological process: mRNA splicing, via spliceosome. The transcript is spliced from 9 exons. The record is from RefSeq and is a predicted model, not a curated record. Gene Ontology annotation, cellular component: U2-type spliceosomal complex. Lineage: Eukaryota; Metazoa; Chordata; Aves; Accipitriformes; Accipitridae.